This is a messenger RNA of Ipomoea nil (Japanese morning glory), 909 nucleotides long. Its product is annotated as dof zinc finger protein DOF1.6-like. The transcript has a single exon. Gene Ontology annotation, biological process: regulation of DNA-templated transcription. NCBI's taxonomy places the organism in Eukaryota, Viridiplantae, Streptophyta, Magnoliopsida, Solanales, Convolvulaceae. Bases 110 to 784 code for a protein of 224 amino acids. The record is from RefSeq and is a predicted model, not a curated record. Gene Ontology annotation, molecular function: DNA-binding transcription factor activity; DNA binding.
ACCACUUUCCAAAAAAACGAAAUUUGUCCCGUUUAGACUUACUCUGCUCUUUUGUUCUCAACUUCUUUUGCUGUUUCCACCUGAAACCAACAAACUGAAGCAGGGAGGAAUGUCUUCUGACGGCGGAGAGAGACGGCCGGCGAGAGUUCGAGGAGUGGAGGCGGCGGCGGAGAAGAACUUGGCGUGCCCACGUUGCGACUCCACCAACACCAAAUUCUGCUACUACAACAACUACAAUCUCUGUCAGCCCCGCCACUUCUGCAAGUCCUGCCGCCGUUACUGGACCCGCGGCGGAGCCCUCCGGAACGUACCCGUCGGCGGCGCCACCCGCAAGCCUCCCUCCAAAAAACGCUCUCGUACUGUCGCCGUCGCGGCGGCCGCGGCUCGAUCAGCCCGUUCCCCGGCACCCGUGAUGGUUGGAAUUAGUCCCGGGUCGGGUCGUGAGGUGAAUCUGAACAAGGCAGUGCCGGAGUCGGAGACUGAGAGUUUUGCCCCGGUGGGAGGCGGCGGCGUUGAGUUUUCCCCAUUGGGUGAGUACGGGCUCGGGCUAGAACCGAGCGGGCUGCAUGACGAGUUCGACUUCGGGCUCGGGCUCUGCGACUGGCCCGCCGAACCAGUUGUCGGAGGCAAUGGCGGUGAAGCUGCUAACGUCAACGGAGGCGUGGCUGCUACAAGCUGGAACGACGACGACGCGUGGCAGAUUGGUGGAGGGCUUUCCGAUGGCGGCGACGACUGUUAUGGUUGGCCGGAGCUCUCCAUUUCUGCACCGGGGAGGAAACCUUGAACACAAUCAAGAACUAAACAUAGAAUUUGGAAGGUUAAUUAUUUGCUUAAUCAUAUUGUUGGACCAUGUUUCCCUUUAGUCAAAUUAUGACAAACCAUCAGUGUACAACUCAUGCAAAUAUGCAA